Molecule: messenger RNA, 4770 nt
Organism: Closterium sp. NIES-67
Lineage: Eukaryota; Viridiplantae; Streptophyta; Zygnematophyceae; Desmidiales; Closteriaceae
Source: the annotation of a GenBank genome assembly
AUUUUAAUCAGAUUCUGAACUGACGUCUGCUUGAAGGAAAACGGAGGGAGAGACGGCCGAUCUUCGUCCAGGUUUCAUGCGUUCAGGCUUCAACGCACCCGCUAUUCUUAGUCCGUGCUAUUCCGUCAGAGGCAGUCUGAAUCUCGAAAGAAGUGGCAUCAGAUCCUGUAUUCCGUUUGUUGUAAGACGACUGAAUGGGCUGCAAUAGGCCGGCUCCCGAGCGGACAUAGCGGGAUAAGGUCGGACUCGGGAAGGCACUAGCGACAUACAGAAGCUUACACUAGUUGACGGAAUGUACGAAGCGACAGAGCUCCAGGCGAUGCUGCUGGCUCUUGCAUAGAGUUUAUUUGUGACAAGGGUCAUAUGCGACAAGGGGAUCGCCUUCUUCAUACAACGGUCGGCUUGUAUCGGGGAUACGGCAAUGGACGAGGCGACAGAGCUCCAGGCAGUGCUGCAGGCCCUCGCAGUCGCCGUUGAUUGGCGGACCGACCAGGCUUCUCGUGGCGCGGCCACGGAAUUCCUGGAAAAGCUCAAGGCAGAGGAGGAGCCACACCGUCAGGCGUCCAUCGCAGCUCAUUUAGUGAACAGCGACCAGCCCGAGCAUGCCCGGCUCUUCGGCUUCCAGCUGCUGCAGAACGUGGCCCGCAGCAAGUGGCAGCAGUUCCCCGCUGAUGAGCGGCGCAGGCUGGCAGUGUACGCGUUCGACCUGCUCAGGCGCUGCGCCGAUACUGCUGGCGAGCCCUGGUCUAUUCGCAGCAAGGCAGCUGCCCUGAUGGCUGAUAUCGUGAAGCACGAGGGCUCAGACCUUUGGAAGGAGAUGCUCCCAUCUCUGCUUUCUCUCUCUGCUGCCAGCCCCAUCCAUGCAGAGACGGUGGCGCUUGUGCUGCAGUUUGUACCAGAAGACGUGACAGUCCAUAACGAGGAUAUAGAAGGCAAUCGCAGGCGUCAGCUGCUUCUAGGCCUCACAACCACACUGCCGCAGAUCCUGCCCUUCCUCUACUCGCUGCUGGACUCGAACUUCGCAGCAGCGCUGGCAGACAUGCAGCAGAGCAAGGUCGACGCGGCAAGGCAGCAUGCAGCAGCCGUCACAGCAGGCCUGGCAGCUCUGGGGGCUUAUGCGGAGUGGGCACCUGUGCCUGCUCUCGCCUCUGCUGGUUUACUCAAUGCCUGUGGCUUUCUCCUUGGCUCCCCCGACUUCCGCAUGGGCGCUGCUGACUUCUUCAAGCACCUCGCUGCCAGGCGAGCCCCUUCGGACGACCAGGAGGCGUUCAAUGCCGCCAUGACAUCGGUGGCAGACUCCCUCGUCUCUGCUGCUGACGCCUCCCUCGAUCGCAUCACCGCCUCUGCUGGCGCUGCCCCUGCUGGUGGCGCUGGAGGGGAAGCAGGGGGAGCAGGGGCAGGGGGAGGAGGAGGGGGGGCGGGGGAGGUGGAUGAGGGGGAGUUGCAGUUUGCGGAGAGGGUGUGUGAGGCCAUGGUGGCGUUUGCACCGUCCAAUCUGAAGAGAGCUGCACAGCAGGACGACUCCCGAUAUGCGAGAUUCUUCCACGCUAUGCUUCGGUUCUUUGAGUGCAAGUUCUUCCCCUUGCAUGCUCUGGCGCUUCAACUAUGGCUGGUGUUGCUGCGGGAAUCAGCGCAGAGCACGAGUGGAGCAAAGGACAAGCGAGCCGCAGUGAUUCUAGUGCCGCCCGAUUUCUGCCUGCGGCUGCUGGACGUGGUGGCGGACCACCUGCCCAGGCGGCCGGGAGAGGGGGAAGGGGAGGGGGACGAUGACGCCUGGCAGGAGGAGUUUACCAACAGUGGGGACUAUGCUCAAUAUAGAAGCAGACUGAUGGAGGUGAUUCGCCUGGUGACGCAGCAGCAGCCGCUGAUAGCAGCAUCCAAGGUGGCCUCGCGGAUCGAAGCGGCAGUUGGUGCCACCUCUGCCCCACCCUCACCCAAGGCAAUGGCAGUGUUGGAGGGAGCGCGCAUGCUGGAGGAUGCUGUCAUGGCUGCUGUGCCCGAUGCUGUGAUGGCAGCAGCCGCUGCUCACUCCACCAACCCGGCUAUUCUUGCAGACGACCUGGGGCUCAUUGUAGAAGGUGUGUUGCAGCGUCUGCUGUGCGUGCAGUGGAGCGACCCCGUGUUGAUAGAGCUGCACUCGCACCUGCUCGAUGCCCUGGGGCCCUUCCUCAAGCACUCCCCGCCCGCUGCUGCCCUCGUCAUGCCCAAACUGUUCGAGCUGCUCGGUGCUCUUCCGCCCACUCCACUGGGCGUGGAGCCGAUGCUGCGACCGGAGCGCAGUGAGGACCGCCUGCCCCGCCUGCAAGUGUGCACGUCAAUUCUGAGAGUGGCACGUUCUGCUGAUGUGGCCCUCGUCCCCAUGCUCAAGGCGAUGGUAGAUCAGGUGAUGGCCAUUCGGCAGCAGCAGCAAGCGGCAGUGCAGCGUGUGCAGCAGAACCAGCCAGGCGCGGUGCUGCAUGGGGAAAUCAUUCUGCUCGCUGAGGCGCUGCUGCUCGUGGCCGCUGCUGCAGGACCCAGUGAGGAGGCAGCGGUUGUUGAAUGGCUCCUCGCCCCCAUCCGCGCUCAAUGGACGGAUGCCACGUGGCAGAACCGCUACCUGUCCUCCCCGGCAGCUCUGGCGGCCCUGCUGCUACACACCCCCGGGUCGGGAUCCCAGGAGGAGGCAGACUGCUGGACCGUGUACCACACCACCAUGCUGCUCGAGCGGAUUAUGAGACGUGCUGCUGCCGGGGGGGGGAGUGCCGGAGGGGGAGGGGGAGGGGGAACGGGAGGGGGAGGGGGUGUGGUGGCGGCUGCUACGCCGCCUCCUUCUCCUGGGACGGGCAAGGCGGAUGGGGCUGGGGAAGGUGGUACUGGGGGAGGGGUGUCGCAUUGUGUGAGCCCGCACCUGCACUGGAUCGUGCCGCCAAUGCUGAGACUGCUGCACUGCAUUCACUCGCUCUGGUCCCCUCAAGUGCUCGCCUCGCUCCCCCCCGCCCUCGCGCCUGCGCUGCUGGUGGGGCAGCAGGAAAAGGCAGCAGUGUUGGGCCAGGCAGGCGCAGCAGGCAAGCAGGAAGGGGUGCCGCUGCUGGUGGGGGGAAGCGGGGGAGGGUGGGGAGAAGGGGGAGGGGGGAUGGGGGGAGGUGGGGGUGAGAAGCAGCGCGAGGCUGCGGCUUUGGCUAUAAGGCGGAAUUGGUUGAAGUGUGUGCGGGAUAACUGCUAUGGCUUCCUUGGUAUGGCAGCAGCAAACGCCCCAGCAGCCUUCUUCUCCCUUCCUGAACCUGCAGUCCCGAACCUGAAAUCCCUAGGCUCGGUCACACCCCAGCAGCAGCAGUUCGUCUUAGAGGUUCGGGCCGCACUUGCCGAUUCCGUGGCUAGCAUGGAGGCUCGGCACCUGCGCCUGCUGCAGAAGCUCGUCCUGCUCCCAUUGGUCAAGGCCUGCCCGCCGAACCUCUGGCCGCUCUGGCUCGGCACGCUCCUGCCGCCGAUCCUGAUCCACUGCGACCAAUGGCUGACUGCCACGUGGCAGAGGUUCCUCCAAGAAGGGCUGGCGGGGGUAGGGGAAGCAGGGGGAGGGGCAGGGGGAAAAGCAGAUGGUUCUAGUGGAGGGAACGUGGGGGGUGAGAGGGAGAGGGAGAGGAGGGGGGCGUUGAAGGACGAGUUGUUUCAGGAGAAAAUCCUAAGGGACCUCACCAGAGAGACUUGCAGCCUCCUGGCGCUCUUCCCGGUGCUGCCCCAGUCGUCCUCGUUACAAGCAGCCUCGAUUCAAGCCACUGCUUCAGCGCUAAUUAUGGCUGGUGUGACUGGCAGCAGUGUUGCUGCUGCUGGUGGUGCUGGUGCUGCUGGUGAUGAGAGGAUGGACGUGCAUUCUGUAUCCAGCGCUGCUAACAGCUUGCUGCACUUCCUGUUACAACAGCAUCCCGAGGCAGCAGCGGCGUGCAUCAGAGUCGCAAUGGCAGCAAUGGAUUGGCCCGACAGUGAUGCCUCUCACAAGGCAGUCCUCUUCAACUCAGGCCUCGUCCACAUGCCGGAGCUCCUCGCCGAGCCUACCGCCCAGCCUUCCGAGCCUGCCGCGCAGCUCCGGGAGAUGGUCGGCCGAACCAUGUUUGCAGCAGCGGUGCAGGCCCUGACUCUGGAGUCUAAUGCGGGGAUUCAGGCGCAUAUUGUGGCAUUACUGAGGGAUAUUUACCUUCGACUGGGUCCACUAACCUCUGCACCACGAGAGGUCCUCCUAUCUCUCUCUAUUCCACCAGAGGGUCUCGCAUCCUUUGAAGCUGCCCUUAAAAGCACGGGCAGCGCCAAGGAGCAGCGGGCAGCCUUCAGAACUUUGCUCACAGGAGUGGCGGGCAAUCAGUUGAAAGCUUUUGCUGCCCAACGGAACCCCACCACCAUUUCAAACGUCUCAGGCGUGAUAAGAACUGCAUCUAAUCCCUCAGCCACAACCACGUCGUCAUCUAUAGAUCAAUCUGGACCGUCCAUCGGCCUGGCAUCAUUUGGUAACAUGCCCUCUAACCAAUAGCAGGAGAUCAAUCCGGGCCAUUCAUUCAUUCACACCCGCAUCCUCGAGUUCCUUAUGACCCCUGGCCCGUUUUUAUUUUCACACGGCAAAUUUGACAGGCCAGGGGAGAUGCCAAAGAGCAACUUUGGCAAACAUUUUUGUAGAUUAGUAGGUGUGUAACUUUUAGGAACUAGAAGUUGUAGAAGCUCAAAAAGCCCCAUUUGCUUGUAUUACUGUAGUUGCAGGGUUUGAUUAGCAAAGAGAUGACAAUGCAUUAAAAGAAAAUCGUGAUU